Molecule: messenger RNA, 2023 nt
Organism: Humulus lupulus (European hop)
Lineage: Eukaryota; Viridiplantae; Streptophyta; Magnoliopsida; Rosales; Cannabaceae
Product: protein NRT1/ PTR FAMILY 5.10-like
Exons: 4
Coding region: 206-1918 (570 amino acids)
Biological process (GO): transmembrane transport; dipeptide transport
Cellular component (GO): membrane
Molecular function (GO): tripeptide transmembrane transporter activity; dipeptide transmembrane transporter activity
Source: RefSeq, a predicted model, not a curated record
AUUAAAUACCAAUAAUAAUAUCAAAAUGGACCUCUAUAGAGUUAGAGUGGUGAGAUCACAUUGCUUUGGAACUCAUCAACUGAAACCUAAAGUAUUAUCAUUAUCAUCAUGGCUUACUAGCUCAACCAAUCAAGGACUUGACUUUGUCGAAUCAGAAUUAUUAGUUCUCAUAACACCAUAGUCGGCGCGUGGUGGCCAGUUUCAGAUGAUGGCCGAAGAAGCCGAAACUUUGAUUCUAGUCAACGCUGUCGACGGUACCGUUGACUAUAAAGGCCGUACGGUUUCGAGAUCAAACUCCGGUGGUUGGACAUCAGCGGCUUUUAUUAUAGGUGUGGAAGUGGCGGAAAGAUUCGCCUACUAUGGGAUCAGUUCAAAUCUCGUCAUGUAUCUGACUGGGCCACUCGGGCAGUCAACGGCUGCGGCGGCGGCCAACAUCAAUGCUUGGGGAGGAGCCGCUGCCUUGAUGCCUCUGUUAGGAGCAUUCGUGGCCGAUUCUUUUUUGGGGCGCUACCGCACCAUAGUCGUCGCUUCUCUGCUCUAUAUUUUGGCACUUGGUCUGUUGACACUAUCGGCUACUCUGCCUUCUCAUAGUUGUUUUGACUCCCAAAACAACAACAUUUCAGCUUGCUCUCCUCCACAGCUACAAGUAAUAUUGUUCUUCUUUGCCUUAUAUCUAGUGGCAGUGGCCGUAGGUGGCCACAAGCCAUGCACUCAAGCUUUUGGAGCCGAUCAGUUCGAUGGUGAAGAUCCGGAGGAGUGCAAGGCCAAGAGCUCAUUCUUCAACUGGUGGUAUUUUGGUGCCUCUGCAGGUGUUACAGUAGCAGUUAUAAUCGUAAGCUACAUACAAGACAAUCUGAGUUGGGCUCUUGGGUUUGGUAUUCCUUGCAUCGCAAUGGUCAUUGCGCUGGGUGUUUUCAUGCUUGGUAGUACAACUUAUUGGUAUAGCAUUGUACAGAAGAAUGAGAAAGGUCCCUUCGUGAGGAUCGGUGGUGUUUUUGUUGCAGCAUUUAGAAACUGGAGGAGAAGUCCUUCAAGUGUAGCCAUUGAAGUUGAAACUCGAGGAUUCUUGCCUCACCAAAGUUCUGAACAAUUCAGGUUCCUCAACAAAGCCUUGCUUGCACCAACCAACUGGAAGGAAGAUGAUGAUUGCGCUUGUUGCAUAGCUGAUGUUGAAGAAGCAAAGGCUAUACUUAGACUUGUUCCAAUAUGGGCGACAUGCUGCAUAUAUGGUAUGGUGUUUGCACAAUCAUCAACUUUCUUUACAAAGCAAGGUGCCACCAUGGACAGAACGAUUGUCUCAGGCCACAAAAUACCAGCUGCCUCACUUCAAUGCUUCAUCUACCUCACGCUUAUUAUCCUCUUACCAAUCUAUGAUCGCAUUUUCGUUCCGAUCACUAGAGCUUUCACUAGAACGGUACCAUCUGGAAUCACAAUGCUGCAGAGAAUAGGAGUUGGAUUUUUCUUCCAUGUUUUGUCUAUGGUGGUUGCAGCCCUUGUUGAGAUCAAAAGGCUCAAAACUGCUCAAGAAUACAACAUAGUUGAUACGCCGGAUGUGAUGAUUCCAAUGAGCGUGUGGUGGUUGUUACCUCAGUACCUUCUCUUUGGAGUAGCUGAUGUUUUCACUCUGGUUGGUAUGCAAGAGUUCUUCUAUGAUCAAGUCCCAACAGAGUUGAGAAGCAUAGGACUUGCACUAUACUUUAGUGUGUUUGGUAUUGGGGGCUUCUUAAGCAGCUUUCUUAUUUCUGUUAUUGAGAAAACAACAGGGGGAGAAGGCAGAGAUAGCUGGUUUCCUAAUAACUUGAACAAGGCUCAUCUUGAUUGGUUUUAUUGGUUACUUUUUGGACUUAGUUCAAUUGGGUUUGCUUUCUACUUGCAUUUUGCUCACUCUUACGUUUAUAAUAGAAGAGGUACAACAUAAAUUUUACUUUUUUCUGUCAUUGUACUUUGUAAGCAAGCAAUUGCGAAGAAGAAUGUAAAUCAAACGUUGCAAUGUAAGUAUCAAUAAAAAUAGUACUAGAUCAAA